Molecule: messenger RNA, 2878 nt
Organism: Sander lucioperca (pikeperch)
Lineage: Eukaryota; Metazoa; Chordata; Actinopteri; Perciformes; Percidae
Gene: cratb
Product: carnitine O-acetyltransferase b
Exons: 15
Coding region: 329-2182 (617 amino acids)
Biological process (GO): carnitine metabolic process, CoA-linked
Cellular component (GO): peroxisome
Molecular function (GO): carnitine O-acetyltransferase activity
Source: RefSeq, a predicted model, not a curated record
UUUACAGAAACAAUUUUACGUCAACACGUGUGCAGGCUUGUAGCUCAGUUUACUCGGUACGUGAAUCUUUGCAUGCUCGCAGUUUGAAGGAACAAUACACGGAGGGGUUUGACUUUUCUUACAUGCACUGAUGUUGUCAAACUAGAAUCCAUCGAGCGACUUUCAUCUACAUCCACCAUGAAGAAAAAGUAGUAGGAGGGAUCUCUUCUUCUUCAUUUUGAUGCUCUCACUCUGUGUAGAAAGUGCAAAAAAGUUAUCGGAAUAUAAAGCCCAAGCUGCUUUUUGUAACACAGAUGCAACACAGAGUGGAUUUCUGAUUUAAGAAAACAUGAUUUUGAGGAAAAUUCAACCAGGAUCCUGCAAAGCAUGGCUGUCUCGGAUUUCGUUGAGGCAGGAGCCGUGUUUCUCCUCCUCCGUGCCCCCUCAGCCGGUGCCUCCUCUGGUCCAGACGCUGCAGUCCUACCUGAGGAGCCUGGAGCCCCUGCUGCCCCCCGAGGAGCUCAGCCACACCCGCAGGAUGGUGCAGGAGUUCGGAAGACCGGGUGGCCUCGGUGCACGGCUGCAGGAGGCGCUGGAGAAGAGAGCCAGACACACCAAGAACUGGAUCUCACCCUGGUGGGUGCAGUGGGCUUACUUGGAGAGCAGACAGCCGCUGCCUGUGCACUCGAACCCAGCCAUCUCUCUGCCCAGGAGAGAUUAUAACGGCUGGAGGAGCCAGUUAGUGUUUGCAUCCAAACUGAUCGCAGCAGUGCUGGACUUCAAGGCCAAAAUCAACACCGGUCAGCUGCCGGUCGAGUACAUGCGAGGCAUGCCUCUGUGUAUGGAGCUCUACCCGCUCCUCUUCUCCUCCUGCAGGAUCCCCGGUCCCAAACACGACUACAUCGCUCACCACGGACGCUCCCGGCACUCUCCGACACACAUCACAGUCGUCAGGAACUACCAGUUCUUCCAGCUGGAGGUUUAUAACAGCGACGGCUCCCGAAUGACAGAGAGUCAGAUCCACGGCCAGCUGCUGAGGAUCAGGUCUCAGUCCUGGAAGACGGACAAAGAGCCGAUGGGCAUCCUGACCAGUGAGCACCGUCACACCUGGGGACAGGCCUACAACCGGCUGCUGAAAGAUAAACUAAACAAGGAAUCAGUGCGGCUGAUAGAAACAGGACUUUUCUCCUUGUGUCUGGAUUCUCCGGUCAUGAGGAUAUCAGAUGAAAAGUAUGCCAGCCGCAAAGCAGCACAGGUUCUGCAUGGAGGCGGGACGUUCUCCAACAGCGGCAACCGCUGGUUUGAUAAAACACUGCAGUUUGUGGUGGGCGAGGACGGCUCAUGGGGUCUUCUGUAUGAACCAGCCACAGCGGAGGGUCCACCCAUAGCAACACUGCUGGAUCAUAUCCUUGAGUACUGUGAGAAACCAGACCCAAAGAGAGCGCCGCUGGUCCCUCUGCCGAUGCCCAAGAAGCUUUACUUUCACAUAGACCGAGAGAUUAAGAGGGACAUAGAGCACGCCAAGCAGAACCUCGAUAUACUGAUCAACGACCUCGACGUCAACGUGUUCAACUUCAAGAGGUUUGGCAAAGACCUUCCUAAGCAGCACAACCUGAGUCCAAACUCCUUCAUCCAGGUCGCCCUGCAGCUCGCCUACUACAGAGUCCACAAUGAGGUCUGUCCUGCCUGUGAUAUCGCCUCUCAGAGGAUGUUUCAAGGAGGAAGGACAGAAUAUAUCCGCUCGCCCACAAAUCAGACGCUCAAGUUCAUUCUUGCCUUCGAUGAUCCGUCUGUAUCGCGGGAAGCAAAGCUGCAACUGUUCAGAGAAGCUGUUGAUACCUAUACAGCUCUGACUCUUCAGGUACUUAAAGGACAUGGCAUUGACCACCAUCUGCUGGGACUCAAGCUGCAGGCCAUUGAGGAAGGACUGAGCAUCCCCAAAGUCUUCAUGGAUACAGCUUACGGCCUUGCAACACACUGGAAACUCCGAACGGGGCAGGUGCCUGCGAACACAGACAGUGUGAUGUGUUUCGGGCCCCUCGUUCCUGACGGUUACGCAAUUUGCUACAACCCCCAGGCAGACCACGUCCACUUCUCCAUCACCGCCUUCAACUGCUGUGAGGAGACACAUGCGGAGACAUUAGCUCUCACCCUGAAGGACACUUUGUGUCAGCUACAGGAGCUACUGCAGCCCACUGUGUAGAGCUGCUCCUGUCCAAUAGGAUAAACCCAAUCUUCUACACCUGCAAAGAAAAACUUCAUUUUCUUAAAACAACAUUUUGUGAAAGUCUCGAUGAGGCUUGUUUUGGAUGUUCUUUUGUGCAUGUAACGCUUCACUAAAGCGGUUAAAUCUGAGAGCUUUGAAGAGUGAGCAUGGUGUCUCUGAGUCGCUUCUGGUGCUUUUUUAAAGCUUUUGAUGAAGCAUAAAACCACUUUCCUGUUCUAGCAAGAGCUGAGCAAGCAAGCUGCAUUAUAUUUGCUACAGUGGACAAAGUUAAAGGGCAUAUAAUGCUACAAAAUGUCUGAGUGAAGCAAAACAAAGUCAACCUGACACUCCAUCAUUAAUCAGAACAAGCCAAAACAUUUGUUUAAACUAACUUCACUCCUGUCAUGACAUGACCAUAAUUGAUAUGUUGCACUGCCAUCAGAGUUAAUCGACAAAUGUUUAUGGAAACCAUUAAUUGUGUAGGUUAACAUGUCUGUUUUGAAAUGGACCAAAAUCCAUAAAGCUAGUUAUUAAUGGCGACAGUGUAAUGAAGUUACAGGUGCUUUUGUCUCUUUUGAGUCGAGCGACCUGAUCUUCAGGAUGCAUUUACUGUAUGUUGAAAUGAAUGUUGAGAAGCUUUACUGUUAUGCUCUCAACCUGCAGGAUUGGUUAAUAAAGCCUGCUAUUGCAUGA